This is a messenger RNA of Rhinolophus ferrumequinum (greater horseshoe bat), 2929 nucleotides long. It is a transcript of the gene PACS2, whose product is annotated as phosphofurin acidic cluster sorting protein 2. Lineage: Eukaryota; Metazoa; Chordata; Mammalia; Chiroptera; Rhinolophidae. Gene Ontology annotation, biological process: protein localization to plasma membrane. Gene Ontology annotation, molecular function: transmembrane transporter binding. The transcript has 25 exons. Bases 50 to 2827 code for a protein of 925 amino acids. The record is from RefSeq and is a predicted model, not a curated record.
CGCGGCCCGGCCGCAGCCCCAGGCCGCCGAGGAGCGGGGGGCCGGCGCCAUGGCCGAGCGGGGCCGCCUGGGCCUCGCCGGGGCGCCCGCCGUGCUCAACACGCCGGUGCCCAUGAACCUGUUCGCCACCUGGGAGGUGGACGGCUCCAGCCCCAGCUGCGUGCCCAGGCACAGAGACAGCAGAGCGCAGUGUCACUUUGAUGGCAGUAAACGGCUGUACCAUGUGGCCUGGCUGUAUCUGGUGUCUGUCCUGCUGCUUGGGGUUUCAAUGCGUACCUUGGGGACCGAACAACAACUCAGAUUGUGCAGCCUGACCUUGAAGAAGCUGGUGGUCUUCAAGGAGCUGGAGAAAGAACCCAUCUCAGUGGUGAUUGCCGUGAAGAUGCAGGGCUCCAAGCGCGUCCUGCGGUCCCAUGAGAUCGUGCUGCCCCCCAGUGGACAAGUGGAGACCGACCUGGCCCUGACCUUCUCACUGCAGUACCCUCACUUCCUGAAGAGGGACGGUAACAGGCUGCAGGUCAUGCUGCAGCGGAGGAAGCGGUACAAGAACCGGACCAUCCUGGGCUACAAGACGCUGGCGGCGGGCGCCAUCAACAUGGCCGAGGUGAUGCAACGCCCCCCCGAGGGCGGCCAGGUACUGAGCCUCUGCAGCAGCGUCAAGGACGCCUCUGCCAAGGUAGCCGAGAUCUGCAUCUUCUCCCUGUCCAGCCAGCCCAUCGACCACGAGGACAGUGCCAUGCAGGCUGGGCCCAAGGCCAAGUCCACGGAUAACUAUUCUGAGGAGGAGUACGAGAGCUUGUCCUCUGAGCAGGAGGCCAGCGACGACGCCGCGCCAGGGCAGGACCUGGACGAGGAUGACUUCGAGGAGGGCAAGCCCAAGAAGCAGCGGCGAUCGAUACAGCAGAACUUCAAGCAGAAAGUCGUGGCGCUGCUACGCAGGUUUAAAGUGUCGGAGGAGGUCCUGGACUCGGAGCAGGACCCUGCAGAGCAUGUCCCCGAGGUGGAGGAGGACCUGGACCUGCUGUACGACACACUGGACAUGGAGAACCCCAGCGACAGCGGCCCGGACAUGGAGGACGAUGACAGUGUCCUGAGCACCCCCAAGCCCAAGCUCAGGCCAUACUUCGAGGGCCUGUCACACUCCAGCUCGCAGACAGAGAUUGGGAGCGUCCACAGCACCCGGAGCCAGAAGGAGCCUCCGAGUCCGGCCGACGUACCUGAGAAGACACAGGCCCCGGGCGGCAAGCAGCCGAGUGACAGUGUCUCCGACUUGGUGACUCACGGCACACCCGCCCCAGGGGAGCUGCUGGCACAGCCUGAGGACAGCCCAGAGGCGGAGACCUCUGCCCUGGGUGUGUUCAGUGAGAAGCUGCCGCCCAGUGGGCGUAUCACCAAGACCGAGUCUCUCGUCAUCCCGUCCAGCAGGACCGAGGGCAAGCUGGCCGGCCGCCGGGGCCGGAGCACAUCCCUGAAGGAGCGGCAGGCGGUCCGGCCGCAGAAUGAGCGGGCUAACAGCCUGGACAGCGAGCGCUGCCCGGACGCGCGGAGCCAGCUGCAGAUCCCCAGGAAGACCGUGUACGACCAGCUGAACCACAUCCUCGUCUCAGACGACCAGCUGCCAGACAACAUCAUCCUCGUCAACACGGCCGACUGGCAGGGGCAGUUCCUAUCGGACGUCCUGCAGCGGCACACACUGCCCGUGGUGUGCACGUGCUCCGCGGCGGACGUGCAGGCGGCCUUUAGCACCAUCGUCUCGCGGAUACAGAGAUACUGUAACUGCAACUCGCAGCCCCCGACGCCCGUGAAGAUCGCGGUGGCGGGCGCACAGCACUACCUCAGCGCCGUGCUGCGGCUGUUCGUGGAGCAGCUGUCCCACAAGACCCCCGACUGGCUGGGCUACAUGCGCUUCCUCGUCAUCCCGCUGGGGUCCCACCCUGUGGCCAGGUACCUGGGCUCCGUGGAUUACCGCUACAACAACUUCUUCCAGGACCUGGCCUGGAGGGACCUGUUCAACAAGCUGGAGGCCCAGAGCUCUGUGCAGGACACGCCAGACAUCGUGUCCAGAAUCACGCAGUACAUCGCAGGGGCCAACUGCGCCCACCAGCUGCCCAUCGCAGAGGCCAUGCUGACCUACAAGCAGAAGAGCCCUGACGAGGAGUCCUCGCAGAAGUUCAUUCCCUUCGUGGGGGUGGUGAAAGUUGGAAUAGUGGAACCAUCCUCGGCCACGUCAGGUGACUCGGACGAUGCAGCACCCUCGGGCUCUAGUGUACUCUCGUCCACCCCGCCGUCCACGUCUCCCGCCGCCAAGGAGGCCUCGCCCACCCCGCCCUCCUCCCCAUCAGUGAGCGGGGGCCUGUCUUCCCCCAGCCAGGGUGUCGGCGCUGAGCUGAUGGGGCUGCAGGUGGAUUACUGGACGGCAGCCCAGCCCGCAGACAGGAAGAGAGACGCAGAGAAGAAGGACCUGCCCGCCGCCAAAAACACGCUCAAGUGCACCUUCCGGUCUCUCCAGGUCAGCAGGCUGCCCAGCAGUGGCGAGGCCUCGGCCACGCCCACCAUGUCCAUGACCGUGGUCACCAAGGAGAAGAACAAGAAGGUGAUGUUUCUGCCCAAGAAAACCAAGGACAAGGACGCGGAGUCCAAGAGCCAGUGCAUCCAGGGCAUCAGCCGCCUCAUCUGCACGGCCAAGCACCAGCAGAACAUGCUGCGGGUCCUCAUCGACGGCGUGGAGUGGAACGACGUCAAGUUCUUCCAGUUGGCAGCCCAGUGGUCUUCCCACGUCAAGCACUUCCCCAUCUGCACCUUCGGACACUCCAAGUCCACCUUCUAGCCCGCCCGCCGCCCUGCAGCCCUGCGACGGCCGAGCGCCGGGAGGGCCCCGCUGCUUUCCUGUUAACAUUUCAGUUUACUACAGAGACAGAUCCUUAAAACA